AUGGCUAGCUAUAUCCUGUGUGACAAAUGCGAUUACAAGUCAACCCUGCUGAAUAACGUCACCAGACAUCUCGGUUCGAUUCACAAUGCAACAGAUGAAGACAUAAAGGAAUUCAAAAAGCAACUUGCUUUGAGCAGGUCCGUGGAUCGAAAUGGGGGUGUGGCUUGGGAGUGCACCACAUGUGGAUUGACUCUACCGUCCAAGAAUGGAUUAGUGACGCAUCGAAGAAGAAAGCAUCCAAAAGUUACAAAUCUCCCCGAUGCGCCUGUAGAUCCUGCUACAAUUUCACUCGAGGAUGAUAUUAUCGUUCUGCCACCACCUCCAACGGCGAUACAGCCACCCCCAGCAAAGAAGAUUUGUGUAUCGGCUUCUGAGCACCGUUCUGUGACCUUGCGACAGCAAUCCGCCGCCCCACGUAACAAGUCUAAAAACGCUGACGAAAAUUCUGCAAAGGGGACCGUUCUAUGCCCUGUUGAAGACUGCGGCUCGAAUUUUGCAACUCGAUUGGAACUGGCUCAGCACUUUUCAGAAUUUCAUGAGCCCGAAUCGGAAGUUGAAUAUACUAACUUUCAAACUACGGUAGAAUUCCAGAACUGGCUGAGUGUGCGAGAGCGAGAUUCUUGCACCAGCUUCCGAGUUCGAUCUAGCGAGGACAUGUCGAGUCGACUCGCUGUGUAUCGUAUUUGCCGUCAUGAAGGUCACUACAACUCGACUGCCAAGAAGAUGCUCGUGGGCCCAUCAAGGAAAAUGACUGGAUCUCAUCAUUGUCCAUCGUUUCUGUCUAUAUAAAAAAGAUGUAUUGAGUGGAACUAUUCAAGCGGUGGGAUAUUUCGAGCACUACGGACACGAAAAACGUCCAGGCUUCCGGCUGCUCAAUGAGCAAGAAAUUUCAAAACUUGUUCGGUUCAUGAAAGACGGGUUUUCGAAUGUUCAAAUUAUUCGUAAAUGUGAUAAGGAGUACGAUCUGACAAGCCGACUUGCAAAUAUAGUACCAUCUGAUUUGAGGUACUUGCGAAAAAAGUACAACCUUGCCGAAGGCCGCCUCGAUGAAAAUGAUUUCAUUUCUUUGCAAAAAAGAGUGGAUAGAAAUUGGCCGGAAGAUGGCAUCAGGUUUUUCUCACCACCAAGAGAUGAUGGAGCAGGUUUUUUAAUGGUUGUUAUGACACCUGACCAAAAAGAGCUGUGCGAGAGAUACGGGAACGAUGGAAUCUGUAUUGAUGACACUCACAACCCAUCUAAAUACAAUCUCAAGCUCACAACAAUGCUGGUAGUAAAUGGUCAUGGUCGUGGAAUUCCAGUCGCCUAUAUGAUCUCAUCUACAGUAACCCAGGAAGAUGUCAAGCAAUUAUUUGAAUGCAUUGUUAAAGAAAUUCCAGACUUUCAUCCACAAUACUUCAUGUCAGAUGAAGCACAUGCUUUCUGGAAUGGAUAUAACUGUGUUCUCAAAAAUCACAAAACUCAGCGACUCUGGUGCAUCUGGCACGUGCAAAGAGCUCUCUUCGAAAAUGCUGACAAACUUCUUCCAAAAUGCGAGGCUGAGACAGUUAAAGGAACUCUGACAUCGAUGAUGGGAGAGCCUACGAAAGCAAAGUAUGAAAAUCUUUUGGCUACACUAUUGGAACAUUUGGAAAAUGAUUGUGAGAACGGCAAACAAUACGCGGAUUACUUCAGAAGAAGUCAUUUAGAUUAUGAUAAGUUGUGGGCUGGUUGCUUUCGUCGUGGAGCUCCUUUCCAGACGUCGAUGUUCAGCGAAAGUUGGCACGCAGCUCUGAAAAAAGAACACCUGCAACUCCACACGAAUAUUCGAAUUGAUGCCUUGUUGAAAGUGUUAUAUGAUGCUUUUGAAUGGGUGGUUCGCAAACUUGCUAAGCAGUCAGGACGAUGUUUGAAAACCGCUUCAGCCCGUAAAGCGCAAAAUUUGCGAAAUUGUGCCAAGGCUAAGCUUCAAGCUGAGGAUUACAUCCUCUCACAAAACGAGAAAGGAGAUUUCGAAAUUGAGGCUAAAGCUUCUGGAAAAGUUUACACUGUUGAAGACUUACUGGGAUGCUCUUGUGCCAAGGACGAGAACUGUCACUGUUCCUGUGGAGCUUGCUGGACACGUUUCCUUUGUACUUGUCCUGGCCAGAAAAGUGGUGUAAGCUGCAAACAUGUCCAUAUGGCAAUUGCAUCAGGCCAUUUGUUAGAAAAUGAGACCAACACGCCUGCAACUGACCGUGAUGAUAUGGACAUGGAGCCAUUCCAAAACAUCCCUCUUCCAGCUCCACAUCAACCAUUCAAUGCACCUUCGACGAUGGGCUUCACGUAUGAGGCUGAAAAAUUGUACAAUGAAUUUAUGCAGGAAAAUGACGUGUUGUGUAGGAAGAUGAGGCAAUAUAAGAAGUCAAGUAGCGCCGAGUCCCUGGAAACUAUGCGAAAAAAUCUCGAAAUUGUUCGUGAAGCGAACAAGAAUACUCCUGGAACCAGCCAGGUCUUAACAGUUCGCCGAGAUGCUCAUCUUCCAUAUAGAACAGCAACGCAGACUAUGAAUCGUAUUGUGCGACGCAAAAAGGGAGACAGAAAGCGAUCGAAUAAACUUCUAGCUUCUUCUUUGCCACCCAAGAAAGACGUGUCUAUUUGCAGCAAAUGCCACUUUGCGGAUCCCGUUCUUGAUUCGGAUAUUCACGAGACAGACUUCGAAUCAAUCGUCACUGAAUGGCUCCGAUGCUCUACAUGCAAGCUGCCCGUACACUUCGUCUGCUCACAUGAUGGUUGCCCCAGCUGUGGUGGCACUUUGGAGUCAUACUUACCUGACGAAGUGGACACGCAGAACUCAUCUUCCGAAGAUGACGAUCAGGAAGAGGGUGACGAAGAGAAUCUGACAAUUCGACUCGUUUCAUCCCGAGCUGGUUGAUU
Caenorhabditis elegans is the source of this 2892-nucleotide messenger RNA. Lineage: Eukaryota; Metazoa; Nematoda; Chromadorea; Rhabditida; Rhabditidae. The record is from the annotation of a RefSeq genome assembly.